ACAGAAAAGCAUAGAGAGCACCACAGAGGGAAAGGGAAAAGGAAAGUGGGAAUUGCAGAGACGGUUGGAAAGAAAUGAUAGGAUUAGGAUGGGUGAAUGGUAUGAGUAUGAGCAGUUUACUGCCAUUUGUGGGAAUGGUAGUGGCUCUUCUGACUCAAAGUGGGAGCAUGGUGGUUAUCAAAGUUGCCAUGACUGAUGGGAUAAACAAGUAUGUCAUGCUUGUGUAUUCUUUAGCACUCUCCUGCUUCAUGCUUCUUCCCGUUGCCUUGCUUCUCCAUAGGUCUGAGCGUCCUCCUCUCACGUUCUCUGCACUUAGAAGCUUCUUUUUGCUUGCUCUAUUUGGAAGCUCAGCACAGAUAAUGGCUUAUGUUGGCAUAGAACUCAGCUCUCCUACUCUUGCCUCGGCCAUGCUUAACCUCAUUCCAGCUUUCACUUUUGUACUUGCUCUCAUUUUCAGGAUGGAAGAAGUAUAUUGGAGACAUUUUAGUAGCCAAGCUAAAGUAAUAGGAACUAUAGUAUCAAUUACUGGAGCAUUUGUUGUGAUAUUUUACAAGGGCCCACCAAUCUUCAACACAAAUUUGUCAGACUCUUCUAGCAUACUUCAAUUUUCACCACAGUCAAACUGGAUCUUGGGAGGGUUGCUCUGUGCUGUUGAUUCGUUCCUUUCUUCCAUGUGGUACAUAUAUCAGGCUUCAGUUGUAAAGAAAUACCCUGCUGUAAUAAUCACAGUCUUCUUCCAGGUCUUAUUUUCAACCAUUCAGUCUGCAGUCUUUGCCUUUAUUGCAGUUAGAGAUCCAAGGGAAUGGGAGCUAAAGCUUGAUGUGGGGUUGAUUGCCAUUUUAUACCAGGCAAUAUGUGCAACAGUGAUACGCUACAUCCUAUGCACUUGGUGUGUCCAAAGAGCCGGACCUCUGUUUUGUGCUAUGUUCAAGCCCAUGGGAAUCAUCUUCACCGUUUUCAUGAGUGCAAUCUUUCUCGGGGAUGAUUUUAGACUUGGAAGUUUGAUUGGGGCGGUUAUAAUCGUGAUAGGAUUUUAUGCUGUGAUGUGGGGAAAAGCAACAGAAGAGAAGAUGGUUGAGAGAGAGAUUAACAACUUGGAGUCGUCUUGCCAUAAUGUUCCUCUGUUACAAAACAAGGUGUAACAGGUAUUAGAUGGAAUAUGUGCUAUGAAUAUAUCAGCCACAGAAAGUUUGAUUUUUUUUUAUUUUCAAUUCAUAUGUCUUCACUAAUUGUGAGGGUAAUUAAUGCUGUUAAAUAUUUAGCAUUUAUUUAAAGUAAUCAAUAUCAUCAUUUGUAAUUAAUUGUUGUUCCCAUUUUAUGUAUUU
Messenger RNA from Gastrolobium bilobum, 1325 nucleotides. Its product is annotated as WAT1-related protein At3g28100-like. Lineage: Eukaryota; Viridiplantae; Streptophyta; Magnoliopsida; Fabales; Fabaceae. Gene Ontology annotation, cellular component: plasma membrane. The record is from RefSeq and is a predicted model, not a curated record. Gene Ontology annotation, molecular function: transmembrane transporter activity. The coding region runs from base 75 to 1142 and encodes 355 amino acids. The transcript has 7 exons.